Aplosporella prunicola CBS 121167 is the source of this 867-nucleotide messenger RNA. RefSeq lists its product as uncharacterized. The transcript is spliced from 3 exons. Bases 47 to 481 code for a protein of 144 amino acids. The record is from RefSeq and is a predicted model, not a curated record. NCBI's taxonomy places the organism in Eukaryota, Fungi, Ascomycota, Dothideomycetes, Botryosphaeriales, Aplosporellaceae.
GGGCUUGUCGGUGGACAAUCCGGCCCAUAAGGACUUGUACGAGUUGAUGAAGGAAGAGGCCGCCGAGGGAAGGCGGCGGACAAGCCAGGACCCUGCCAACUUGGUCCCGCAGUGCCGUUGCGACCCCAAGGUGCAGCCACCUUACUCUUCGAACCAGAUAACGGAGACGGCCAUGCACCGCGAGGUCCUGGCCGUGUACCACGGCGCUAGCCCCUACACCAAGCCUUACUACGACAUGGGCCAUUACAUGGACGGCCGGAACGAGGACAACUGGAUCAUCCGAUGGCUCAUGUGGCACGUGUUCCGCUACCGAGACAACCGUAACCGGCACCGCAACGGUGAAGCCAUUUCGUCCACGAGGUCAGGGAGACAGGCCGACGGCCAAGAAGCUGUGUCCGAUCAGUCUGACGGCCAUUUUGAGAGGCGCAACACCGCCGGUGGAACGUUGGGAGCGCGCUACGACCCCGUCCGGGACCUCUGAUCCGGCCAGCGGAUAACCGGACAACAUUAUGUGGCAACAAAUUCUGAGUUGGCGACAAAUUUUCGGUGGCGGCAUAUCUUCAUUGGCGACAUGUUCUGAGUUUGCGACAACAUCCUUCGUUGGCGGCGGGCUGAGGCAUGGCCGCUCCUCUGUUGCCAGCAGCAUAACUUACGCCCGUUCGCGCAAGAGAUGGUAUACCUGGCGUUUGGAGUUGAGGGCAGUGCACAGACAGCUGGUCCCGCCGUGUCGCCGCGCCGCCGCGCCGCCGCAGCUGGCUGUCGUCUCACGCCAUUGUGUCUCUUUGUUUUCCUUUCUUCGCUUCUGCUCUUCUCCUUUCUAGACCGUCCUUGAAUAGUCUGUCGUAGCACGCCCAUGCUGGCAGGGGC